CCCGCGCCGCCGCCGGCCGUGAAAAGCGCGCGCCAGCCGGCGCCGGCAACAGUCGCCGCCUGACCCCCGAGAGCACUCCGCGCGAGGCCAGCAUCGCAACCGUCGCCUAGCAACCAGCAGUCAACAUGCCGGCACGAAACAAGGAACAGGAAGCAGAGGUCCUGCAGUGGAUAGAAGACGUCCUGGGCGAGAAGCUGCCCCCUCAGCCCUAUGAGGACGUGCUGCGAGACGGAGUCGUCCUCUGCAAGCUCAUCAACAAGAUCGCGCCCAACUCCGUCAAGAAAAUACAGCCUAAGGGGACCAACUUCCAGCUCAUGGAGAAUGUUCAGAGGUUCCAAGACGCUAUCCGCAAGUAUGGUGUGCCCGAUGAGGAGAUCUUCCAGACAGCUGAUCUGUUUGAGAGGCGCAACAUCCCUCAGGUGACGCUGUGUCUCUACGCCCUUGGCAGAAUUACGCAGAAGCACCCCGAGUACACGGGCCCGAGGUUGGGGCCCAAGAUGGCGGAGGAGCACAAGCGCGAGUUCACCGAAGAACAGCUGCGCGCGCACGAGGCGCACCUCAACCUGCAAAUGGGCUACAACAAGGGCGCCUCGCAGGCCGGGCUCGGCUCCUUCGGCAACACGAGGCACAUGUAGGCAGGCGCUGGCUGCCCUGCGCCUGCUGAGUGCGCCGGCUGCACCGCAACACACCUGCUGCAAGCCCGCUCUAGGAGCAAACUGACGUGCCAGAGCCGACGCUACCGCCAACACACACCAAAACACACACACACACACACACACUUUUAACUCAACAACAAUCAAGUUACACGUCAGUCUAUUCUUAAAAAAACUUUGCAUUCUUUGUUAAAUCAAGCAGAGAACACAGUAAAUAUCUACAAAAGUUGUGCAGUAUCGGUGUGAGCUAUGCGAGACAAUAAAUGUUGUAUGUGCCAGGUGAUGGUUACUGUACUUUAGAUGCAUUCAUUACACCAACAUGCGGUAUUCACACAUACGUCUCGAAUUCGCUUCCUAUACCCCGGGGAAAAAGAUGGGGAAGCAUUUCUAUGACGUCUAAAAUACAGUAACCGCCACCGUUCAGGACUGAAACUUCUUUACUCUUCACAGAAUUUCAUAUCAAAAUAACUUUAAUUCUUAGAAACGGUAGUUUAAGUAAUUUUUGCGUAUUUGUGUGUACUUAACACGUGUACACCACGUUUUGUAUUUUAACUUAGGACUUAAAUGUACUUACAAUGAAAAAAGUAACACAGGAAAGAAAUUUCUGCAACACUGUAUUUUGUGCUCUAAUGACUGUCUUGUACUAUAAUUAGGUCACUCACUCUUUAUUUACAGUACGCUAAGGAUAUUAAAUAUUUAGAUGAGUCACCAUAUCCCUUUUUAGAUGUGUUGUGUUUAUUAAUAAUAUAACAAGCAAUAUGCAACGCAGUUAACAGGCAGUACCGUCAUCUGUUAGCAAGUCACCAUACCUAUGUGUAGAGGAUUCAUCCAGUUACCAGAAAGUAGUCUAUUUGUUGAAUAAAUACUUAACACGUACUAUGUUUUGCACAAAUUGUGAUGGAAGCAAGAGAAACAUACAUGAAUUGCAGUAAGAGACUCCCAGAUUUGGUUAAACAUUAAAGUCCUUUUGUAUAAA
Schistocerca nitens (vagrant locust) is the source of this 1629-nucleotide messenger RNA. Its product is annotated as muscle-specific protein 20. Lineage: Eukaryota; Metazoa; Arthropoda; Insecta; Orthoptera; Acrididae. Gene Ontology annotation, molecular function: actin binding. The transcript has 4 exons. The record is from RefSeq and is a predicted model, not a curated record. Bases 126 to 635 code for a protein of 169 amino acids. Gene Ontology annotation, biological process: actomyosin structure organization.